Molecule: messenger RNA, 970 nt
Organism: Meloidogyne enterolobii
Lineage: Eukaryota; Metazoa; Nematoda; Chromadorea; Rhabditida; Meloidogynidae
Source: the annotation of a GenBank genome assembly
UAUGGAACAUACAAAAUCAUUAAUUGAUGUUGAUAAUGAAUUGAAAAAAUUACAAGAAGACAAGGAAAUACUUAAAGAAAGACAGGAAAAAGUUGCUCAAGCUAAAGAAGAUUUUAAAAGGCGGGGAGAAGAAUAUAGAGAAAAAAUGAAAAAGGAAAAAGAAAAGAGUGAUGAAAUUGAAAGGUAUCGUCACCAUGCAGCAAAAUGUAAAGAUAAAUUGAGCCAAUAUUCUAAAGAAAAACCUAAUUUGGAAGCAGCACAAGCAGCCUAUAAUGAAGCUUCAAAUAAAAUUUUGGAGACCGCGAUUGGUGAUUUUGAGAAGCUUGUUGACUCUAUGGAAAAUCAACGUGAUCCAAUAAAUACAAUAGCUAUAAAUUGUGAUGAACAUGCAAGAUUAAAAUCUAGACUAAAACAACUUAAGGCCGAAAAAGAUUUUUUUGACCAAGUUCAUCAAGCGAAUAAGGAAGAUUAUCAACAAAAAUUAAAAAGACGUUUAGAGGCCAAAGAGGAAGUUGAAUAUAGAAAAUCAGUUUUUAAACAAGUUGCUGAAUGUUCACCACCUGGAAGUGGAGGGGAAGUAACUAAUGAUGAUAAAAGAAAAUUUGAAAAAAUUUUGAAGGAAUUUGAAGAAAAGCAAAUUCCUGAUGAUUUGGAAAGUAUAGAGCUUAAAAAUGCGGAGGAAAGGAAAAAAUCUUCAAAAGAUAGACAAGAUGGAACUGAAAAGGAUGCAGAUGAAUACGAAAAAUUUUUGAAGGAAAGAGAAAUUCUUGUAAAAAAUAUACGUUUGGCUACAGAAAAGAAUGACAGAUGGAAGAAUAAAAUGGAUACAGAAUUAGCUUCAUGGUUAGAACAACUCAGGCCAAUGAUUGAUUCAAUUAAUGAAAAAUUUUCUCAAUUUUUUGCAACUCUUGGAUGUGUUGGUGAAGUGAGAUUUGAUGAACCGGAAAAUAAAGUAUUUAUAUUUUUUUAA